Trypanosoma brucei brucei TREU927 is the source of this 1251-nucleotide messenger RNA. RefSeq names its product Bis(5'-adenosyl)-triphosphatase, putative. The record is from RefSeq and is a predicted model, not a curated record. The transcript has a single exon. NCBI's taxonomy places the organism in Eukaryota, Euglenozoa, Kinetoplastea, Trypanosomatida, Trypanosomatidae. Gene Ontology annotation, molecular function: catalytic activity. The coding region runs from base 1 to 1251 and encodes 416 amino acids.
AUGAGGAGUGCUCAGUUGCCAUCAAAACUUUCUUCGGCUGCUGGAUCAUGCAAACACUGGGUUGUUUCAGUGCCUAAUAGCAGCGAAAGCUAUAGGUGUUUUUGUUCUCUCAUCGACCGGGCCCUUCAACCGGGUACGUGUCACCCAUAUUCUGUUCGGUUUCGUCUUGAACACCUUCUACCCGCGGACUGGAGUCUUUUACUAGGGUGGUGUCGUCGGUUAACAUCAUGUGGUGGGAGCUUCACUUACACCUCUCCUGGUGACAUCUCCGAGCAAACGGAAAGUGUAGGGGCUGUGGACGAUUCAGAAGGGCACCCGGCAGUGGUGAACGCUGCCUUCAUGCAUGUUGUGGAGAGGUGCCAUGGCGACUUCGUGCCCAACAACAUGAUUUAUCAUGAACUGCAGAGGCGGUACACUGUCUAUGCCCCUGCGUCCCCACCGCCCCCAGAGGGACCCGAGGAUUUUACCUCCUUUCUGGGUGCUCUUCAGGAUAGCGUAUGUGAUGGUUGUUUAGCGUCUCUGUCGGAGGGUGAUGGAAACGUGGGCGAGGACCCACUGGCAAGCCAGGUGCCGUCUUUGGAGGCAACGAAGCACAACCAAAAGGUGCUUGGCGUUGGUGCUGCCGCUUCAAUGGAGAGUGAGGCGCAUCGCCAGCAGGGGGAACUACUUUUUAACUUCUUUCCGCACCGUGUUGUGGUAUCGGAUGGUAUACCGUGCCAUUCCACCCACUUUGUUGUAAUGGUCAACCUUAAACCUGUUGUCCCGUGGCACCUAAUGGUGGUGCCUAUACGUUGUGUUGGCACUUUGUCUGCCCUUAGUGCUGCGGAAAUGGAGGAUUUAGGGCAUAUGAUUCAUCUCACGAUAAGUGUGCUGAGUCACGUGUUGGUGAAGCCCGCGGUGACGGGUACUGGGGACACCAGCUCUAAUGGUGGUAGUCGCGUUGAAAGGGGGUGUAGUCCACACAGUAUCGGUUCUCCUGUACCCGCUUCUGUUGUCGGUGGAGGGGGGUUUAGCAUUGCCAUUCAACAAGGGGAGCUCGCCGGUCAGACAGUUCCGCACCUCCACGUGCAUGUUAUUCCGUUUGACCCGCGCGGUAAGCUUGCGGGUGAACCGGAGGACGAGGAGCAACAGAGGCGGCAACCCCCGCGCACAGGGGCACAAAUGCGGAAGGAAACGGAGUUCCUUAGGCCUCACUUUGUUCGAUUAGCCAAUGAAAAGAACAUGAGAGGAAUCUGCGCAACUUGCGGUUGA